Molecule: messenger RNA, 981 nt
Organism: Symbiodinium natans
Lineage: Eukaryota; Dinophyceae; Suessiales; Symbiodiniaceae
Source: the annotation of a GenBank genome assembly
AUGCGGUGCCGAAUCAACUGCAUCGUCUUUGCUCUACUUACCAACUUGCCAGGAGUUUCGAGCUUCGGAGAAUCACAAAAGUUUCUGAUCGCAUCGUCUCCUCUGAAUGGUCAUGUUGCCUACUUGAAGCUCCCGGCAGAUGGGUCGCCAGCCACAGCAGACGGGCAGGCCUUCCGGACUCUCAUCCAGUCAGAGUUGGUCUUUCCUCAGGGCCUGGCCGUUGAUGAUCACAGGCAGCGCUUAUAUGUGGCAGAUCCCAACAAGACUGGGCUUGUAAUGUAUCAGCUCUCGUCAAAUGGAGACACGCUUUCGGUUGGAAGUCCGAAGGUGGUGGCAGCAGGUGUUCAGACACGGGCCGUUGCUGUGGAUGGUCUCGGCAACGUUGUGUUCUCCGACGAGCCAACAAAUCGCAUUCUUAGAGUUUCCGCAGCGGGCAUAGAUGAGGGCAAGACCACUCCGGAAAUCAUCUACGAUGGCAGCACCGUGUCCCAGUUGAAAGCCCCGGGAGGAGUGGCAAUGGACAACUAUUUCAUCUACUGGUUGAACAAAGCAGGUGCUCCGAAGGCUGGAACCCUGAUAAGAGGCUUGCAAUAUGCCACAGCGAAGACCAUUAGCAAUGCUUCGGCCGGUGUCAAGUUCCUGGCUGACAACGCUCCCAAGUGCUAUGGCGUUUGCAUCGCAGCAGGGAAUAUCUUCUACACGGACGAAGCAACGUACUUGUACGGCAUCAACCGGGCGUCCACAUCGCGCCAUGUUGUACGCACCAUCUCUUCGAGCCUGCAGGCGCCACGCGGGUGCGUCUUUGAUGGUGCGGGCACUGUUUAUGUAGCGGACAAGUCACAGAAUGCAGUGUUCCGCUUUGCUUCAAGCAUGGACAGCCUCGAGCCCAAACCCAUGGUGAAGGCUGGAAUUGAAGCGCUCGGCAAUACACUGCCACAUGCCCCACCACCAUACCGUUGUGUUGUGACAGUGGAUGCCUGA